Vollenhovia emeryi is the source of this 1113-nucleotide messenger RNA. RefSeq lists its product as uncharacterized. Bases 178 to 1095 code for a protein of 305 amino acids. Lineage: Eukaryota; Metazoa; Arthropoda; Insecta; Hymenoptera; Formicidae. The record is from RefSeq and is a predicted model, not a curated record. The transcript has 2 exons. Gene Ontology annotation, molecular function: zinc ion binding; nucleic acid binding.
CUCUACCCGCAGACGUCCUCGCGAACGGGGGGCACGCCGCCUCCGCCCGGGGGGACGCCUCCGCCCGGAGUGACGCGCUCGCCCGGAGUGCAGCGCUCGCCCGGAGUGGCGCGUUCGCCCGGCGUAACGCGCUCGCCCGGACAUAGUGCGUACCGCGAUAGCACGGGGAAUUCCGCGAUGACCGCGUAUAACGUAAUGCGGAAAUGGAAUUUGAAGUUCUCGGGAGCGCGCGGGGAGGACGCCGAAACCUUCUUGUUACGUAUCGAGGAGGGUUGCGAUUUAGUCCCGGUAUCCGACGAAGAUAUACUCCGCUGUUUACCGUUCUUUUUGACCGGAAUCGCGUUACAUUGGUUUCGGGGGAGGCGCGACCGGUUGACGACGUGGAACGCGUUUACCGACGCGUGGCGUACCCGCUUCGGAGACCCCGAUUUUCAGUUUGCGCUCCGCGACGAAAUCAUGCGGCGUACGCAGGGGGAGCAAGAAUCCGUGGCGGAUUACUUGACGUGUUUGAGGGCUAUGUUCGACCGACUAUCGCCGCCCUGGAGCGAGGCGGAACAUGUCAGUUACGCGUUUAGAAAUAUGUUGCCGCGUCUGCAAAUUGCCGUGCGUCGGGACGAGGUAGAAGAUCUCGAGGCGUUAGAGUACGUAGCGGCACGCGUGGAAGGGAGCCAUCAGAUGGCCCUACGUUAUCGCGCCCCGCCGACGCCGGAAAAAUCGUUGUUUCCCGAUUUGGCCUAUCGGGCGCCGCGCGGUCAUAACCGACACGCGCCGAAAGCGGAUACGGUAGCCGCGCUAAACGCCUCGUCCGCGAGCUCCACAGAUUCGGCGUCGGGCUCGCGCAAGGAGAGAAAGCGCAAGGGGCGGGCCGCGGAAGAUUCGACCGACGCGGUCGCGGCCGCGUCAACGUCUACGCCAACGAAGGCCACGGGCGCGGGAGCGCGCGCUUCGCGCGUGUCAACAGCCAAGUGCUGGAAUUGUGACGGCGUAGGGCACCUUUCGCGGGACUGUGAGGCCGCGCCGCGAAUGCACUGCUAUCGGUGCGAUCGUGCCGAGGUCACUUUGCGUUCCUGCCCUGACUGUUCGGGAAAAGAGUAGAGGAGUCGACGAGUGAGG